Molecule: messenger RNA, 3420 nt
Organism: Coprinopsis cinerea okayama7#130
Lineage: Eukaryota; Fungi; Basidiomycota; Agaricomycetes; Agaricales; Psathyrellaceae
Product: amidohydrolase
Exons: 10
Coding region: 1-3420 (1139 amino acids)
Molecular function (GO): hydrolase activity, acting on carbon-nitrogen (but not peptide) bonds
Source: RefSeq, a predicted model, not a curated record
AUGGAGUGGAAGGGGUGCGAGGAGAUGGAGGUGGAGAGUGGGGACGCGGUGCUCAAGGAGGAGGAUGAGGAGUUGCUUGCGAAGGGUGUCAGAGAGACGCCGGAGAGGAGGGUUAGACGGUUGACCAGGGAGGGUCGUCUAGGUGCCCUACGUGUUACGAACGAGACGUACAGAUGGGUGUCGGAUGCUCGGUUCCAUCCUUCGGGCACCAAGGUCGUAGCCACCAAGUGGUACACGUCUUCUAGGUCGUUGGGUGCAGGUGAAGGAUGGGAGUACGAGGUUCCUUCAUUGGAGGACAUCCGCAACGGUGUUCAGCCCCAAAUCCCUGUCGGGAGCGGAACUCGGGUUCUGAGUCGGACCCUGCCACGCGGAUGGACUUCGAGCGACUAUGGAGACCAGCAGAUUGGUCCUGAGCAGAUCAUUUGGUGUGGAAAUGAUAGUGUUAUCUUUUCCAAGAACAGCGUGGAUAGCAGUCGCUUUUCCUACAGCAAAGAUGUCCACAGUGGAAUCUAUGCAAUCUACCAGCGCAACCUUACGACCGGCUCGACGGAGAAGAUUGUCAUUACCCGGCCUGGAGGUGCAAGUCGCCCUGAGCUUUCUCGGGAUGGACGCUCGCUCGCUUUCGUUCGUCGUGUCCGUGAUAAAGCAGCGUUGGUUCUCAAGGACUUGGAGACUGGAACCAUCCACCACAUCUGGCACGGUUUAACCUACGACCUCACAACCAUCUCUGCACCGAUGGGUACCUACCCCUCUUAUGCAUUCACCCCGUCGGACGAUGCCGUCAUCAUUUGGGCAGCUGGCCAAAUCUACCGAGUGCCUCUGUCAGUCAAUGAACGGGGAGAGCGAGUUUCAGGCGGGACACCACACCCUAUCCGUUUCACCGCGCGCAUCGAGAAACGCCUGGCAGAAACCCUGCGUGAAGGAACACGAAACCUCGUCCAGCUCGAAACUCAGGAGACACAGCGGGUACAGGCUUUCAAGGAGCUUCGGGUCGACGAGAAAGGCGGCAGGGCGUUGUUCCAAGCUGCUGGCGUCACCUAUCUGCACAACGUAUACGAGAGGGGCACAUUCAAAGUACCGAUUCUCCACCCAGAGCAGCCCUACUAUUCUCCAGAUUUUGUGAAGAAUGCUCACGACCUCGUGCUGCACGCUCGAUGGUCGGACGUUAAUUUUACGUCGUUUGAGAUUGCCAAUCUCACUGCGCAGACUGCGUUCGAGGUGGAGGGGCUGCCGUUGGGGCGGUACUUCUCCCCUAUCCUUUGCGGAAGUGAAGGGAGGACAAGGCGAAUUGCGUUUGUCAAGGUCGCGAGCGACUAUCUCAGCGGGAAUAUCAUCGCUACCGCCAACCCGGGUUUGUACCUCGGCACAGUAACCCUGCCGUCAGACUGGAACGCCCAAGGCCUCGACAAGGGGACCAUCCCUAUCCGCGACCUCACCUUUGUCAAAUCCCGAAUCAGCCCCACCGACCGCGUCAACAUGCAAUUCCUCGAAGGCAGCAACAAACUCCUAGUACACCAAUCCUCCCGGUCCUUCAUCAUCGACUUGGGUGCUGGAUCUGACGCACACGGGAACUACCCGCACCACACCCUAGCAGAGGGAAAGAUGAGUUCUGAACUCGCUACUUCAGUCAAGCUAGACAAGAAAGGGGAGAACUACGUUCCUGACAACGUGGCGUUUGUGGAUUUCUUCCAUGUUUAUGUUGCACCUGGGAAGGCUGUUGUUGGGGAUGGGGAUGGAGCUGGUGAGGGAGGGGUGUGGUCAAAACCGGGGAAUUCGACCAAGGGUCUGGCGAGGUUGAGUGUGGAUGGUGGGCAUGAUAUUACGUGGAGUGGGGAUGGGAAGAAGUUGUUCUGGUUCUUGGGCCCGUAUCUCCACUCGGUCGAAGUCUACAGGCUCAGUCGGUGCGCGACGAGUAUUAUUCAGGAUAAAGUCAAUUUCGGGAUCAACUGCGUCAAGGAUUUGUUGUACUACCAAGAAGUCCAUGUUGAACAUUCUACCGAUAUCGCGAGGUUGAAGAAGGAAGCGAGUGGUUUCAGGCCUGGGAUUCAAACUCCAGCAUCCAAAGAUGCGGAACACGAAGUCUCCUAUACCAUUAACGACAAGGACAAUGGCGCCAUCACGGAUUUGAUGAUCAUCUUCAAUGCUACGCUGCUUACGAUGGCUACUGGGAAGCAAGAAACGGAUUUGAUCAGGGGUGGUAUUUUGAUUGUGAGAGGGGGUGUUAUUGAUGCUGUUGCUACUUUGGAGACGUUCUCGGAGGUGGAUGUGAAGGGUGCUAUUGUGAUUGAUGCUAAAGGAGGCUUCGUCGUCCCUGGAUUCAUCGACGUGCACGCGCACUGGGAAGGAUACUCCACGAAGUUCCCGUCUAAAUCGUGGGAGAUGGAGACAUUCCUCGCGUAUGGUAUCACCACGCUGCACAACCCCAGCGCGGGCACCGUUGACGCCCCAAUUGAGAGAGCUAGGAUCGAGGGAGGGUUUAUGAUUGGACCCAGAAUCUUCACUGUGGGCGAUAUCAUUUAUGGUGCUGGUAUACCGGGGAUCCAUCAGUAUAUUGUGGACUUGGACGAGGCGAAGGAAGCUUUAACGAGGAUUAAAGCUGAGGCUGGGCCGUUUGGGAUUUCGUAUAAGAAUUACAAUAUUCCUUCGAGGGCUUCGAGGCAGAGGUUGUUGAGUGUUGCAAGGAAUUUCAGUAUGUUGUGCGUUCCUGAGGGUGGGAUGAACUGGGAUUGGGAUUUGACAUAUAUCAUUGACGGUAUGACGACGGUCGAGCAUUCGAUUCCUGUUCCCGUGCUGUACGAGGAUGUUCAGACUUUGUAUGCCUUGAGCGGGACUGGCAACACCCCGACACAUAUUGUCAAUUAUGGCGGUGCAUGGGGCGAGCAGUUUGUCUGGGCUAAUGAAGAUAUCCCCAAUGAUCCCAAGUUGCGAAGGUUCAUGCGACAUGAUAUCUUGGAAACCCUGUCUGAAUCUACUGCAAGGCCUAAGAACUCUUAUCAAUUCUUCAACGCAUCAGCAUCGGUCGCUCAGAUGGUGAAGAAGGGGUUGUUGGCGAACAUUGGUGCUCAUGGUGAGCAACCUUUGGGAGUGAACUAUCAUGCAGAGAUGGAGUUCACGAGAGCCGGAGGGCUGACUCGUUAUGAGACCCUCCGCGCUGCCACCAUCGACGGAGCAAAGACGAUUGGACUCCACGACUCCAUUGGCUCUCUCGAAGCUGGGAAGUUGGCUGAUUUCCUCGUAUUCCCACCUGGGGUGGAUCUGUUGGCAGAAGACGAUGGGACGCAACCCUUCACCACCGUGGGGCCGACGAGAGAUAUUCUCCUUGUUGCUAGAGGAGGAAGGAUAUGGAAGGCUGCGACGAUGGAAGAGGUUUGGCCCGUUGCGGGGAGGAAGCAGAGGAUACCUAUUAUCAAUUCCGAGUAA